AUGGACUGCACUCACUUGGCGAGCCUCCUCAGCAAGGCGCCGUCAGAUCGGGAAAAUAUUCUCGUCAUCGACAUCCGGCCUUCUACCUCAUUUGCCACUCGACACAUUAAGGGAAGCAUCAAUAUAUGCGCUCCGAGUACCUUGCUGAAGCGGGCGGGUGUGACGGUAGACAGGGUGGAAGACUCGAUGCUGCAGUGCGAUGACGAUCGAAGAAAGUUCUCUGCGUGGAGAAAAGGGCCAACGAAGGACGCUCAGUCCAAUGACCAGCCUUCUGGAUCAUCAUCGUCUGACUCCGAGGGCGUCCAACGUAUUGUCGUGAUUGACACCGACACGACGUCUACAGGCGAAGCGGGCAGGCCGGCAGCAGGUGGCGGCGGACCUUGUCUCAUCGGCAUGCUGCGUAAGUUUGAAGCCGCGGGGUACGCUGGCCACCUCAGCUGGCUCGUUGGCGGCUUCGCUGGCUUCUUCACCGUAGCGAGCAAGAAUGCGAACCAUCUCCUGGAGAGUGGCGAGUCGGCAUCGAAGGAGACGAGCGAGCCGCUCAAAAUGAUGCAGCUUGGCGGUCUUCCCAUGGAAGCCUUCACGGCCAAUUCCACAACCGACCGCAGCAACAGCCAAAAUCCUUCUUCCAACCAUCGACCAACCGUAGGCGACGUCGGCGCCAGCAAUCAAAAUAGCUCUGCCUCAUGUAAUCCCUUCUUCGACAACAUUCGUCAAAAUCGCGAGCUCCAACACGGCAUUACUGAGCGCAUUCCGCUCGAGGUUCCAGCCGAUCUGACAGCAUCGCAGAAGGCUCUGCUGCCUAGCUUCAUUCGCCACGUUGUGGAAAAUGGAGAGAAGGAGCAGGCGCAGCAGCUGGCGCAGAACUUCUUUGACGUGGAAAAGGCAGAGCAGAGCAGAUUGAUGGCCACGAUGAGACAGCAUGCGGCGGAGAGUGGAAUCGAUCCGCGCAACCAAGUCUUCGGUGCCGCAGCGGCGGAGGCGUCGCCAGGCUCAGCUUCGUCACCUGGCGCUGGUGCUGGUCCGACACAGUUGUCCUCUGCCUACUCCCGCAUCAGUGGCGCCCCUCCUUCGGCGAGCAUGUCGGCCUCCUCGUUUCCUUUCUCCAUCUGCGCCGCACUGGAGCGAGGUGCCGACAACAGGUACAACAACAUUUGGACGUACGAGCACUCUCGCGUGCGGGUCCCGCCCAUCGAUACCGCUGCCAGCUGCGAAAAGGAGAGCGGCGGUUGCGGUGACUAUUUCAACGGUUCCUUCAUGGAGCCCCUCAAGCAGUAUGGCGUGCAUCGCAGCUAUAUUGCCACACAAGCACCUCUGCCAAGCACAUUCGAAAAGUUCUGGACUGCUGUGUGGCAGCAGAAUGCUAGGACGAUCGCGAUGCUCACGCGCGAGUACGAGAGUGGAAGGGUACAGAGUCACGACUACUGGAGCCAGAAGAGUCACGGUGACCAGUUGGAGAUUCAAGUGCUUGAAGAGACGCAUCUGGACGGGAAGGGGCAGCCGAUUGAGAAAGAGGAUGGACCGGUGAUGAUCAAGCGCAUCAUCCGCCUGACGAACAAAGCCGAACCUCAGUCAGCUCCACGUCAAAUCACCCACCUGCAGUACGUCGGCUGGCCAGACUACUCCAUUCCUUCAGAUCCGGAAGCCCUCCUCGUUUACAUGGACAUGGCUUCCCAGCGCGACUGGACCAGGGAGGCUGCCGUGGGGCCACUCAUGCUGCACUGCUCCGCUGGAGUGGGCAGGACGGGCACAUACAUUGUUAUCGACUCAGUGCUUGAUGCGCUGAGGAGAGAGAGACGGAGAAAGGCAGAGUCCGCCUCCGGCUCCUCCGGUACGUCGUCCUCCGCGAACCUCGACACGAUCGAUCUCAUUCGACACGCGACGGACGUGGCAAGGGAGCAGCGCAUGAGCAGCGUGCAGACUCAGCGACAGUACGUCUUUUGCUACCUGGCCGUGUUGCAUGGUGUGUUGAGGGAGGGGCGACGUGAAGGGUUGGAGGGAGCUUAG
Molecule: messenger RNA, 2007 nt
Organism: Jaminaea rosea
Lineage: Eukaryota; Fungi; Basidiomycota; Exobasidiomycetes; Microstromatales
Exons: 5
Coding region: 1-2007 (668 amino acids)
Biological process (GO): protein dephosphorylation
Molecular function (GO): protein tyrosine phosphatase activity
Source: RefSeq, a predicted model, not a curated record